UGUCUUCGCACAUAGUUGAAUAAGUUAUUGGCCGAUAGCAUUAAAAAAAAACUCCACCGCGACCACUAUAAAACAUUGCGAGUCCCGCUACUACUCUCAUUUCAAAAACAGUUACCAUAAAACCUUAAGUUGCCAAUUAACCACAAUUUUGGUGCAGCGGGUAAAGUUCCGUCCCAAAUUAAGAAACAAAAUGCGGUUACUGUUUCUUUUACCCCUGUUGCUUUGGAAAGCUGUCGAUGCUACCCCAGCGAAAGUAGUUUGCUACUUCAGUAACUGGGCCGUAUAUCGUCCUGGAGUGGGGAGAUACGGAAUUGAAGAUAUUCCAGUCGAUCUUUGCACGCACAUAAUCUAUUCAUUCAUCGGGGUUGACGAUAAGAAUUGGGGAGUGUUAGUUAUAGAUCCAGAACUGGAUGUUGAAAAAAAUGGGUUUAAAAACUUUACAGCACUAAAGUCAAAAUAUCCAGCAGUAACCUUUCUAGUUGCGGUGGGAGGAUGGGCGGAAGGUGGUAAGAAAUAUUCCGAAAUGGUCGCGGCUAAACCUAAACGAGAUUCAUUCAUAAAUAGUGUAGUGAAUUUCAUUGAUCAAUACAACUUUGAUGGUCUCGACCUGGAUUGGGAGUAUCCCGGAGCUGCCGAUCGGGACGGGUCAUUUUCGGAUAAAAACAAUUUCUUUUACUUUGUUGAGGAAUUACGAAGAGCAUUUGAUAGACAGAAAAAGAAUUGGCAGCUAACUAUGGCGGUACCUGUUGCCAAAUUCAGGCUGCAAGAAGGAUAUCACGUUCCGGAACUGUGCGAGUUGCUGGAUGCGAUACAUGCGAUGACAUACGAUUUACGAGGAAAUUGGGCAGGAUUUGCAGAUACCCACAGUGCGCUAUAUAAGCGUCCUCAUGAUCAGUGGGCGUACGAAAAACUCAACGUUAACGACGGACUAGAAUUAUGGGUUAAUUAUGGAUGCUCACCCAAAAAGUUAGUGGUUGGAAUUCCGUACUAUGGCAGAACAUAUACUCUUAGUAAUAGUAACAAUGACUAUAGUUUGGGCACAUACAUCAACAAAGAAGCUGGAGGUGGCGAUCCUGGAAAGUACACCAACGCAACCGGAUUCUUAGCUUAUUAUGAGAUUUGCCCCGAAAUUUUGAGUAAAGAAUCAGGAUGGUCUGCCAAAUGGGACGAGUAUGGAAAGGUGCCGUACGCUUACAAGGGCAAUCAAUGGGUCGGUUAUGAAAAUCCAGAAAGUGUUCAAAUUAAAAUGGAUUUCAUUAAAAGUAAAGGAUACGCAGGCGCAAUGGUUUGGGCAAUUGACAUGGAUGACUUCCACGGAUUAUGCGGUCCUAAAAACGUGCUCGGUACAAUACUAUACGCAAAUAUGAAAAGCUAUUCCGUUCCAGAACCAACAGUCUCGACAACACCUCGACCCGAAUGGGAUCGCCCACCAAGCACACCAUCGGGCGAUGAAGCAAUGAAGCCAACCGCCCCAUCGACGACUAAGAAACCCGAUAAAUGGACUCAAACUACACCCAAGCCGCCCAAACCCUCAACUGCCCGACCCACCAAAACGACUACCGUUGCACCAGCAGAAGUUCCAACAGACCCUAAUGAAAAUUCUAUAGACUGCGAGGGGAAAGACUUCGUGCCGCAUGACGAUUGUGAUAAGUUUUACCGUUGUGUUCAUGGAAGUUUGAUGAUACAACAUUGUCACGACAAUACUGUCUUUAAUACCAUUACCCAUGUAUGCGACUGGCCUAACAAUUCUGAUAGAGAUAAGUGUCAAAAUCUUAAUUAAUUCCUUUACUAAUGAUUGUUAUUUAGCAUAGAUUUAGAGAUUGAAUGUACAAAGUAAAAUAAAAUAUUAAUUAUCA
Messenger RNA from Photinus pyralis (common eastern firefly), 1856 nucleotides. RefSeq names its product endochitinase (gene Cht5). Gene Ontology annotation, biological process: chitin catabolic process; carbohydrate metabolic process. Gene Ontology annotation, molecular function: chitinase activity; chitin binding. NCBI's taxonomy places the organism in Eukaryota, Metazoa, Arthropoda, Insecta, Coleoptera, Lampyridae. Gene Ontology annotation, cellular component: extracellular region. The coding region runs from base 191 to 1780 and encodes 529 amino acids. The record is from RefSeq and is a predicted model, not a curated record. The transcript is spliced from 10 exons.